Messenger RNA from Symbiodinium sp. CCMP2456, 2283 nucleotides. Lineage: Eukaryota; Dinophyceae; Suessiales; Symbiodiniaceae. The record is from the annotation of a GenBank genome assembly.
AUGAACCUCGAAAACCUGUUCCUCUACUUCGCGAUCGGCGGAGGCGUCGUGCUGCUGUGGCAGCUCGUGAUGAUGAUCUUUGGGGGCGACGAUGGCGGCUUCGACGACGCGCCGGGAAUCGAUCCUGGGGGCGACGACGCCGGCGUCUCGGACGCGUCGGGCUUCUGGUUCUUCGAGAUGAUUUCGCUACGGACGCUCGCCGCCGCGGCGACGUUCUUCGGCCUCGUCGGCGGCGCGGCGAACGCGACCGGCGCUUCGGCGGGCGUAUCGCUCGCGCUGGCGGGCCUCGCUGGUUACGGCGCCAUGUACGCCGUUUACUGGGCCUUCAAGCAAAUCUUCCGCUUCGAAACGCAAGGCAACGAAGACGUUUACAACGCGAUCGGCCAGACGGCCGAGGUUUAUAUCCCGAUUGCCGAGUCCAACCGCCAAGCGGGAAAGGUCCAGCUCACGAUGCAGGGCCGCACGGUUGAAUACCAAGCGCUGACGGACUCCGACCACCCGCUCGCCACGGGCUCCAAGGUGUUGGUGAUGGACGUGGUUUCCAACGACACCGUCAAAGUCGCGAACAACCCCAUGGCGCUCGCUAACCUCUCGCUCACGAUGCCCCCGAUUGCGGCGAUGAAUUUUCCGCCUGGCGUUUGGGCCCUUGGAAUCAUCCUGGCGGGCGUAGCUAUACUGGUAGCGCUCUUCGCCUUCAUCAAAGCGACGUUGAAGCGCUGCAGCUCGAACCAGGUGCUCGUCAAGUACGGCAUGUUCGUCGGCGGGGGCAAGACCGCCAAGACGAUCCACGGCGGCGCCACGUACGUGAUCCCCUUCGUGCAGGGCUUCCGCUACCUGAGCCUCGAGCCGAUCCAGAUCGAGAUCCCGCUCCGCGGCGCGCUGUCGGGCGAGAACAUCCGCGUCAACGUGCCGAGCGUCUUCACCGUCGCCAUCGGCACCCAGCCGGAGGUGAUGAGCAACGCCUCGAUCCGCCUGUUGGACCUGGGCACGAACGAGAUCCGCAAACAGGCCGAAGAAAUCAUCUUCGGUCAAUUGCGGCAAGUGAUCGCGUCGAUGCGGAUCGAGGACAUCAACCGCGACCGUGACACCUUCCUUCAGCACAUUCAAAACUCGGUCGAGCCCGAGCUGAAGAAGAUUGGCCUCGUGCUGAUCAACGUCAACAUCACCGACAUCACCGACGAGUCGGGCUACAUCGACGCCAUCGGUCAGAAGGCCGCCAGCGAAGCGAUCCAGCAGGCGCGUGGCGACGUCGCCGACGAGUUGCGGAAGGGUGAGAUCCGCGUCGCCGACGCCGAGCGUGAGAAGGCCGUGAAGGUCGCCGACGCCACGAAGCUGCGCGAGAUCGGCACCCGUGAGGCCGAGCGCGAGCAGGCGGUGCGUCUCGCUGAGCUACUCAAAGAGCAGACCGUCGGUGAGAAGGCCGCCGAACGUGACCGGGCGAUCGAGGUCGCCAUGAUGCUCAAGGAGCAGACGGUCGGCGAGCAGACGGCCGAAUUCGAGCGCGAAGUCCAAGUUAAAGAAGCCGAGCGGCAGAAGCGUAUCGCCAUGGCCGAAGCGGACGCCACCGCAGUCGAUGGUGAGAACAUCGCCGCCGCAAGGGUCGCCAAGUCGCAAGCCGAGUUGCUCGUCCAAAGGGCCGAGGCCUACCACCGCGGUGAAGCGGCGAAGCGUGAAGCGGAAGCCUCGGUUAUCGAGGUGCAGAACCGCGCGAUGGCCAAGGCCGCUCUCGCGGAGGCCGAACGCGUCGAGGCCGAGAAGCGCGCCGAGUAUGAAGCGGUCGCCAAGGCCGAGAAGGCGCGGCUUAUCGUCCAGGCCGAAGCCGAGGCCGAGCGGAUCAAGCUCGAAGCCAACGCCAACGCCGCGGCGGUCUACGCGAAGCUCGAAGCGGAGGCCCGCGGCCAGUACGAGAUCCUCGCCAAGAAGGGCGAGGGCCUCAAGCAGAUCGUCGCCGCGUGCGGCGGCGCCCGCGAAGCAUUCCAACUGAUGAUGCUCGAGCACCUCGACACGCUGGCCGAGACCUCCGCCAAGGCGAUCUCGAACAUCAAGUUCGACAAGGUCGUCGUCUGGGAGAACGGCUCCGGCAAAGACGGCCGCUCGAACACGGCCGACUUCCUGCAAGGCAUGACGGGGACGCUCCCCCCGAUGAUGCAGGUGCUCCGCGACGUCGGCGGCAUCGAGGUGCCCGAAAGCCUCGCGCGUUUCAUGGGCGGCGAUAGCAAAGAGAAAGAGACGGUCGCCCCAACGCCGAAGGCCGAAGCCAACGGCGCCACAAGCGAGGUCUAG